AUGCCUCCGAAGCGACCCGCGAAGAGUGCCACUGCUGCCGCCGCUGCUGGCGGCAAUGGCGAAAAAGCGACCAAGCGCAGAAAGAAGGCGCCAGCCAAGAAGGCCGCCGCCUCUUCUGACUCGGAUUUUGACUCGGACAUUGACAAUGGCAACGGUCAUGCUCCGGCUGAGGUGGUCGACGACACCGGCGACACUGCCGUGGAUGAGGCCGUCGAUGAGUCGCUGUACCCAAAGGAGCCUGCCGUCGUCGGCCGUCUGCUGAUCUCCGGCGGCACCAACUGGGACUUGGUCGGCCGCAAGGAGCUGCCGAAAUCGGCCAAGAACGCCCCUAAUAUGUGCACCGGAAAGAAUCUCUGGGGACCUGCUGAUUCCGGCUUUCGCGUCCGAUUCGCCUGCUCUGGUCCCACUGCCUGUCACUCGAUGAUCGUCACCGAGGAGGGAAAGAUUCUGAUGUUUGGCCGAAAUGACAACGGCCAACUCGGCUUAGGGGACACCAUUCGUCGCGAUGAGCCCACCGAAGUGACUGCUCUUAACGGCCACAAGAUAGUCGGCGGAGCUGUUGGUCGUGGUCACACUUUGUUUCUCACUUCCAAGGGACUAGUAUUUGCUUGUGGCGACAACAAAAUGGGCCAGCUGGGCAUUGGCUCGCAGAGCCAAUCGGCGCUCACACCUACUCGAGUUCUGCACAGAGGAAAGCCCAUCGUGAAGGUGGCCUGUGGCGCCGAGUUCAGCAUGAUUGUCGACUGCGUCGGAAACCUCUACUCCUUUGGAUUUCCGAUGUAUGGACAGCUUGGCCAUAAUACCGAAGCAAAGUACUUUGCCUCGGGCAACAAGCUGGCGUACCGAUGCGAAUACUCACCUAGAAAAAUUAUGUUCUACAUUGAAAAGAGUAGAGAUAAUCACGUUAUCCCGGUGGAAAAUGUUCAAAUUCAAGAUGUUGCUUGCGGCAUCAAUCACACCGUGGCGGUUGACCAGAAAAUGCGAGUUUUUAGCUGGGGAUGGGGCGGCUAUGGAAGACUGGGUCACACUGAAGCCCGUGAUGAGUUCAUUCCGCGACUCAUAAAGACCUUCGACCAGGCGAACCGAGGAGUAAAGCAGGUCUGGUGCGGCGGCACCUUUUCCCUUGCUCUCGACCAGAACAAUCUACUGUACUUUUGGGGACAGGCGAAGAGCAGCGGCGAGGCAACGAUGUACCCCAAGAAUGUGCAGGAUCUAAACGGCUGGAACAUUCGAUCGGUAGGCUGCGCCAACAAGUCCAUUGUCGUCGUCGCCGAUGAGAGUGUCAUCUCUUGGGGCCCAAGCCCAACCUACGGUGAACUGGCGUACGGUGAGAACAAGGCCAAGAGCAGCACCAUUCCACAGGAGGUGAAACCGCUGGAGGGCAUUCACGUGCACAGUGUCUCCCUUGGUUACGGUCACUCCCUCUUUAUCGCUCGCGAUGAGGGCGAAGAGGAGAAGAAGCUGAUCAACGAUCUCCCCAAAUGGCUGUAA
Molecule: messenger RNA, 1491 nt
Organism: Rhagoletis zephyria (snowberry fruit fly)
Lineage: Eukaryota; Metazoa; Arthropoda; Insecta; Diptera; Tephritidae
Source: RefSeq, a predicted model, not a curated record